This is a messenger RNA of Oncorhynchus masou masou (cherry salmon), 5964 nucleotides long. Its product is annotated as terminal nucleotidyltransferase 4B-like. The record is from RefSeq and is a predicted model, not a curated record. The transcript is spliced from 12 exons. Gene Ontology annotation, biological process: RNA 3'-end processing. Gene Ontology annotation, molecular function: mRNA binding; poly(A) RNA polymerase activity. Gene Ontology annotation, cellular component: nucleolus; TRAMP complex. The coding region runs from base 322 to 2247 and encodes 641 amino acids. Lineage: Eukaryota; Metazoa; Chordata; Actinopteri; Salmoniformes; Salmonidae.
CCGCCAUUGAGGACCCACAAUCAGAAGGAAAGGGUCAGAAAUCGCUUCGAUAGGCAAUGGUUGCACGUUUCCUUAAUUCUUGAAUCCAAACUUUGACAACAUUCUUUCAUUAAACACGACGUACUACUGUCUAAUAAUAAAAGUCGUUUUAAUUCAUGGAUAGCAGAUUUAAGAUAUUUUAUAGCAAUUUGAAGUAACCUUCAUAUCUAACGUUAGUCCGCUGUAAAGCUUACGAGUGAGGUUAGCAAGCUUGCUACCUGGCUAGCUUUAGCUACACGAAUUGAGCCUUGCUCUGGGGCAGUGUGCCUGCACUGUCGUUUGAUGGAUCCAAGAAUCGCUUGGUUUCAGCCAGAACAACGUGGACCAGCCAACAGCCUGUGGAUUCAGAUUUGGGAAACAACACAAGGUCUGGGGAAUCUGUACUUCAAUAACAACUGUAACACGGGUAGUUUGUCAAGCCUCAGUCAGAAAUCGAACAUCAACGGGACAUUGGGUAACGUAAUCUCGAGCAAGAACGGAGCUGUCACUAACAGCGAACCCAGGAACAAGGGAAUGUCCCACUCAACGAAUGACCGAGAUGUAGUCGAACAACGAGACUUUAUUCCGUUGGAAGCUAAUAACAACCACAACAACCGUUCAUCGUUGGGGAGGGGCAGCGGAGGGGAGCAAGUGGGCUCUGGGGUCUCAGGACACCCCAACAAAAGGAAAAGAGACAACAAGGCUAGCACUUAUGGAUUCAACAGUAGCCUCGAGACCGGAGGCUGUGGUUACACGGGAACACCAUGGAAAGUCAAGAACUACUCUGAAGGAAUCUUGGGGCUCCAUGAGGAGAUCAAUGACUUCUACAAGCACAUGUCUCCUCGGGAAGAGGAGGAGAGGAUGAGGAUGGAAGUGGUGGACAGGAUCGAGAAGGUCAUCAAAGACCUGUGGCCCACUGCUGACGUUCAAGUGUUUGGGAGUUUCAGCACGGGCCUUUAUCUGCCAACCAGUGACAUCGAUCUGGUGGUGUUUGGGAACUGGGAAAACCUGCCCCUUUGGACCCUGGAAGAGGCCCUGCGGAAGAAAAACGUGACUGACGAGAACUCCAUCAAAGUGCUGGACAAGGCCACGGUACCCAUCAUCAAGCUGACAGACUUCCGCACAGAGGUGAAGGUGGACAUCAGCUUCAAUGUGAAGAAUGGAGUUAAAGCUGCCCUUCUCAUCAAAGACUACAAAAAGAAAUACCCAGUGCUUCCGAAGUUGGUUCUGGUGCUGAAGCAGUUCCUGCUCCAGAGGGAUCUGAAUGAGGUUUUCACUGGAGGGAUCGGCUCCUACAGCCUUUUCCUUAUGGCUGUCAGCUUCCUGCAGCUUCACUACAGAGAAGAUGCCUGCAGCCCUAAUGCCAACGUGGGUGUUCUCCUUAUAGAGUUCUUUGAGCUCUAUGGGCGCCACUUCAACUACCUGAAGACGGGCAUCCGGAUCAAAGAUGGCGGCAGCUAUGUGGCCAAAGACGAGGUUCAGAAGAGCACUGACCUCUACAGGCCCUCCAUGCUCUUCAUUGAGGACCCCCUAGCACCAGAUAACGACGUUGGCCGCAGCUCAUACGGUGUGUUGCAGGUGAAGCAGGCCUUUGACUAUGCCUACAUUGUGCUCAACCACGCCGUAUCGCCCAUCGCCAAGUACUACCCAAACAACGAGUCUGAGAGUAUACUUGGCAGAAUAAUCCGGGUGACCCAGGAAGUAGUUGAAUACAGGGACUGGAUCACCAAGCUCUGGGGACCACAUUCUCAGAAUGAACCUGCCAUGAAUGGAAAUGAUGUCACACUGUUGGUGAAGCCUCAGCAGCUGGACGAGUGUAACAACAACCUGACGGAGGAGGUGACUGCAUCUCACAGCAAGACCUCCUCCAACUCCUCAUUAGCUUCAUCCUCAUCCUCCACGAUAUCCAGUUCCAGCGACGUUGAUUCUGACGGGACGCCCUGUAAGACAGUGAAGCAACUGCCUGGGCGGGGCUCCAGCGCCCACAGAGAAUCCUCAGGUGGCGUGACCAAUCACAGAACACAGAGGCACACCACCAGCACUCCUACUGACAACAAGGGGGGCAAGGCCAGGUUGUUCCGCUCGUCCAGUAAAAACACCCACCACGUCCAGCAGAACUCGUCCUCAUCCAACAUCAAGAGCCACCCGAGCAGCAAGCCACACUACCAGGGCAACAGCAAGAAGAGGAAACCUCAGCAGCACUCAGAGGCCCAGGACCUCUGCAGAUAGAGCUGUCUUGGUCUGCUCUGCAACAGACUGACAGCCUGACUGUCCCACUUCUGCUGCCAGACUCCACACUGACUGAGGAGUAGUAUUAAGGAUCUUCCUUCUCUCAAGCGACAUGCAUCUUUUUAUAGCUGAAAAAUAUCCCAAAAAAAGAAAUAGGAAAUGCUGGGGCUUAGUUCUUGAAAGAAAUGCUCAUUUUUUUCCUUGACAUUAACCUGUUCUACAGUGGAGCUACACACCACAUCCAGUACCUACAAAUCUUGCCUUUUACCAUAGCGCCAUCUGGUGUUUUGGAGGAAUAAGUGUCUGGAAAGUAAUGUAGACUUUGACAAGCAAUACCUGGAACUUUGCUGGCGAACCAACUUCAGCAAGAGAAGUAAAAAAAAGAAGAAUAAAAUAGACAUAACAAAAAUUUACAAAAUGUUAUAUUGAAGAAAGAUGGGGGGGGGGGGGGGUACACAGAUUGAAAGACUAAACCCCAAAAUGCAAUCUGUAAGUGGAGCCAAUAAUUUUGUUUUUUUCUGAUGGGCGGUAAUCAGAUUAUACAAAGAUUUGUACAAAAAAAGACAAACAUGCAGAAAUCUUUUGAGAAAAAAUUAUCACAAGAAUGGUUUGACUUUUUACAGGAUACUACGGAUUCAAGGCAAAUGUAUAUGUGCACAUUUGCCUGCUAAUCUGAGUAGUGACAGGUUUGGGUUUCAUUGCCAACAUAAAUCAUCAGCAUUCUAUUUCUACUUGGCUGCUCUCUCAAUGUGUUGACAGGCUUCUUUCCAAAUUAUACCCCCUUCCUGAAUUAGUACACCACUUUCACUAAAUAGGGAAUAGGGUGCCAUUUGGGAUGCACUAACAGUGUUAGCAGUAUGCCUUAGUCAGGUAACGUACACACACAGCCCUAUAGAUUACUGGCUGGCUGGGGACAAAUCACUCAUUCAUACACACAGCUCUAUACAACAACAGUGACGGUUUUUAGAGGUUCUCCCAGACUCAUAGAAAUACAGUUAGAGGACAUCAUGAUUUUAGAAAGAUUCUCCACUUGAAAUAUGUCUAAGAUCCAUAGGUGUGAGAGGUAAUAUUUUACCUUUGGUAAUUUACCCAUUAUGAAAAUGUGUAUUUGUUCAUGUAUUUUUCUAUUAAUGAUAUGAAUAUAUAGUACUAUACAUGUUAUACGUAUUAACGAGAGACCAUAUUCUUGUAUCUUAUAUUUGGAUAGUGUGAUAUUGGGGAAGUAUAAUUGGUCAGGUACAGUACCAAUGUUGCUGUUUUGUGGCAUUUUGUUUUAAUAUGUGGCUGGUCUACUUUAAAAGGAAGCUGAAUUUUUGGUCAGAAUAUAAUGCAAACAAACAACUCUUUUGUUAAUGUGUCAACAACCCCUCGCUGAAAUGUCCGGUAUGUCAACAUCUGAUUGCAGUUCCACAACUAACCUGUAGAUGGUGGCAUUACGACUCUUCACAGCUGGCACCUUCAUACUGCAUUUAGACCUUUUCUUCAGCGUCAUAGUCAAUGUAUUCAGACCCCUUGACUUUAUCCACAUUGUUACAUUACAGCCUGAUUCUAAAAUUAAUUAAAUUGUCCCCCCCCUCAAUCUACACACACUACCCCAUAAUGACAAAGCAAAAACUGAGAUGACAUUUACAUACGUAAUCAGACCCUUUACUCAGUACUUUGUUGAUGCACCUUUGGCUACGAUUUACAGCCUCGAGUCUGCUUGGGUAUGACGCUACAAGCUUAGCACACCUGUAUUUGGGUAAUUUCUCCCAUAUUCUCUGCAGAUCCUCUCAAGCUCUGUCAAGUUGGAUGGGGAGAGUCUUGCACAGCUAUUUUCAGGUCAGUUUUUUUUUUUUUUUUUGAUCGGGUUCAAGUCUGGGCUCUGGCUGGGCCACUUAAGGACAUUGAGACUUGUCCCGAAGCCAUUUCUACGUUGUUUUGGCUCUGUGCUUAGGGACUUUGUCCUGUUGGAAGGAACCUUCGCCCCAGUCUUAGGUUCUGAGCGUUCUGGAGCAGGUUUUCAUCAAGGAUCUUUGUUCUUUGCUCUGUUCAUCUUUCCCUCAAUCCUGAGUAGUAUCCCAGUCCCUGCCGCUGAAAAACAUCCCCACAACAUGAUGCUGCCACCCCCAUGCUUCCCCGUAGGGAGGGUGCGUGGUUUCCUCCAGGAGUGACGCUUGGUAUUCAGGCCAAAGAGUUCAAUCUUGGUUUCAUCAGACCAGAGAAUCUUGUUUCUCAUGGUCAGAGUACUUUAGGUGCCUUUUGACAGCCCGCUUGGAGAUUGCCAUGUGCCUUUUACUGAGUGGCUUCCGUCUGGCCACUACCAUGAAGGCCUGAUUUGGUGGAGUGCUGCGGAGAUGGUUGUCCUUGUGGAAGGUUUUCCCAUCUCCACACAGGAACUCUGGAGCUCUGUCAGAGAGACUUGGGUUCUUGGUCACCUUCCUGACCAAGGCCCUUCUCCCCCGAUUGCUCUGUUUGGUUGGACGGCCAGCUCUUGGAAGAGACUUCUUCCAUAUAAUGGAGACCACUGUGUUCUUGGGGACAUUCAGUGCUGCAAAAAUGAUUUUGUAACCUUCCCCAGAUCUGUGCCUGGACACAAUCCUGUCUUGGAGCUCGACGGACAAUUCCUUCGACCUCAUGGCUUGGUUUUCGCUCUGACUUCCACUGUCAAACGUUAUAUAGACAGGUGUGCCUUUCCAAUCAUUUGAAUUUAUCUCAGGUGGACUCCCAAGUUGUAGAAACAUGAAGGGUGAUCAAUGGAAACAGGAUGCACCUGAGCUCAAUUUUGAGUCUCAUAGCGAAGGGUCUGAAUAAUUAUGUAAAUAUGGUAUUUGUUUGAUUUUUUUUAUAAAUUUGCAAAAAUGCUAAACCUUUUUUGCCUUGAUAUUAUGUGGUAUUUUGUGUCGAUUUUCUUUUUAAACAUCUAUUAUAGAAUAAGUCUAACUUUAGAAAAUGUGGAUAAAGUCAUUUCCGAAUGCACUGUCUGUGCACUAGAUAAUCACUGUUUCCUAACCUCGGUCCUCGAGGAUCCCCAACAGUACACAGGUUUGUUGUUGCCCUUGACAACUCAUUGAGGGCUUGAUGAGAAUGGGGGAUACCGAGUCAGUUGUACAACAAUGCAUUUAACCCAACCCUUCUGAAUCAGAGAGGUGCGGGGCCUGCCAUAAUCGACAUUCACGUCUUCGGCACCCGGGGAACAGUGAGUUAACUGCCUUGCUCAGGGGCAGAAUGGUAGAUGUUUACAUUGUCAGCUCGGGGAUUCAAUCCACCAACCUUUCGGUUACUGGCCCAAGCUCUAACCACUAGGCUACCUGCCUGAUGAUCAGUUGAAUCAGUUGAAGGUGUCCAGGGUUACUGUUUGGGCUACUCCAGAAUCAGGGUUGUGAAACACAGAUGAUCCACUGGCUGUAAUUACAUUUAUACACAUAGUAGGAAUGUCUCAUUUUAGCUACAGUUACUAUUUUAGCAAAUAUGUUAGACAUAUUUGGGCGUUUUUAGAUGGUUAAAAAAUAUUGUCUUGGAAAAGUACAGUUUGGACCUAAAUGCAGUAUGUAUUUGUGAAUUUGAUUUGACACUUAGGAAACACAAGUCAGGGAAGACCGAAUGACUUAUCUAUGCCGUCACAAUCUGUAAUCAUAUCUUCUCACUGCAAGUACUUCAACAAAACUGUAUCGACUCAUCCAAAUUGUAGUUUCUACAGCUAUUCAAACCCAUGCAAUAAAACCCACAGUACAAUAA